AAACAUAUAAUUAUUUCGUCAAUGCUUUUAUUAUUAAAAAUGAGGUAAUUACAUUUUACUUAUCAGAGUUGCUCUUAAAUUUUGCUUUUUUUAUCUCCAAAUAUAUUUAUCGGUCGCUUGUUUGAAAUUAUAGUGUUGUAUUGUCGCAACAGCCUAUUCAGUUAGGUUUAUAUUUUGCCUAGUUGGCAUGUGAAUAUUUAUCUUAAUCAAUAGCAACUUACUUCUAGUGUAUGUAAAUACCUAUUUGACAUAUUUCGUUAAUAUUAUCUAUUAGUCCCUCACUCCUAGGGAUGAGGUGAUACGUUGGAUGAGCGUAACGCGGGACCGAUCAUCGUGGAUAUCUUUGGGGGAGGCCUUUGUCCUGCAGUGUACGACCUCCAGCUGAUAUGAUGAUGAUGAUCUGUUAGUCUUUUCUCUUUAAGAUACCUACUCUUUAAAACUCAAAUCAAUAUUACAAUUUCUGGAUGGAUCAUUAGCUUCCAAUAAAAACAUCACCUAAACAGGAGAGUUGAUAAAUAUAUCAAAUAUCUAUAGGGCAUGUGUUAUCAGACAGAUAGCUCAGCGGUAACAACCGUUGAGUUAAGGGCAUUGAAGACAAAAUUACCAGAGGGGAUAUAUUGAAUCACGCAUCGUCCAAAAUUUACUACUUCUAUCCCACAUUCUCUGCCCGAAUCGUCGGGAAGCCAAUACUUUGUGUACGGAUCGAUCGUUUGGCAUCGUGUAAAGACUUCGCUUCAUUAUGUUUGUAUUGUGAAGUCAUCGUGCUGUAUUACCACCCAGACACACUCGGCAGCUGAACCACUCUUUAAGCCUUAAGAAACAUGACCUUAAAUUAGGUUCCAGUCAGCUGAUGCAACCUCCACGUCCUUUUACAAUGAUUAUCUGCCCCAUCGUACAUUAGUAUAUUAUUAUUUUAAGAUACUUAUCCAAAUAUUAUUUGCCAAUAACUCACUCAGUAGCCCAACCAAAGUAAUUUACGUGGCAUAAGUGAUAACAAUAACGAUAAUAUAAUUUUAUACUUUACAGUUAAACUAUUAGUAGCUGGUAAUGAACAGUACGAUGAAAUGUACACAGAACUGACCAAUCCAUGUAAUAAGAAUGGAACUAUGUUGAAGCAAUCUGUUGAUUUGAAGGAAAACAAGAAAAUUAUUCCAGUUAAAAUGUCGAAUUCAGACAAUGUUAACGGACCAACGCACAAUCAAACUAUUGCUUCCAAGAGAACUAAUAAAAUACAUUCAGAGUCAAAUACCAGUAUUAUUGGUGAAACAACCAAACAUAACACAAUAUAUAGAUAUAAAAAGUUUCAAUCGGUUAAUAUUAGUAGAACAACGCCCAACGAAACUGAUGCUUCAAAGGAACAUAAUACAUGUGAAAUGUCUGAAUCCAGUAAUGUUAGUGCAACAACGUCCAAUCAAUGCAGUUAUUUAAAACAACUUACAGGUCAACACAACAAAAACAACAAUAAAGUAAUACAUACAAGUGGUAAAUCUUAUGCAUGCAAUGUGUGUGGUAAGAGUUUCAAUAAACCUUCUAAUUUGAAGACACAUAGUAGAAUACAUAUCGGUGAUAAACCAUAUACAUGUAAUGUCUGUGGUAAGAGUUUCAUUGUAUCUAGUAAUUUGAAGAGACAUAGUAGAAUACAUUCCGGUGAUAAACCAUAUACAUGUAAUGUGUGUGGUAAGAGUUUCAUUGAAUCUGGUAACUUGAAGAGACAUAGUAGAAUACAUACCGGUGAUAAACCAUAUACAUGCAAUGUGUGUGGUAAAAGUUUCAUUGAAUCUAGUACUUUGAUAAGACAUAGUAGAAUACAUACCGGUAAUAAACCUUACCCUUGCAAUGUGUGUGGUAAGAGUUUCAAUCAGUCUAUUAAUUUGAAGACACACAGUAAAAUACAUAUCGGUGAUAAACCAUAUACAUGUAAUGUGUGUGGUAAAAGUUUCAUUAAAUCUAGUACUUUGAUGAGACAUUGUAGAAUACAUACCGGUAAUAAACCUUACCCUUGCAAUGUGUGUGGUAAGAGUUUCAAUCAGUCUUUUAAUUUGAAGACACACAGUAAAAUACAUAGCGGUGAUAAGCCUUACCCCUGCAAUGUGUGUGGUAAGAGUUUUAAUGUAUCUAGUACUUUGAAGACACAUAGUAGAAUACAUACCGGUGAUAAACCAUAUACAUGCAAUGUGUGUGGUAAGAGUUUUAAUCAAUCUAUCAAUUUGAAGACACAUAGUAGAAUACAUACUGGUGAUAAACCUUACUGGUGCAAUGUGUGUGGUAAGAGUUUCAACCAAUCUACUAAUUUGAAGACACAUAGUAGAAUACAUGAUAAACCUUACAUAUGGAGUCUGAGUGGCAAGAGUUUUGGUGAAUGUAGUAAAUUGAAGGGACAUAGUAGAAUACAUACUGGUGAUAAACCUUACCCAUGCCAUGUAUGUGAUAAGAGUUUCAUUAAUACAUGUCAUUUGAAGAUACAUAGUAGAAUACAUACCGGUGAUAAACCUUACCUGUGCAAUGUGUGUGGUAGAAGUUUCAAUCAAUCUACUAAUUUGAAGACACAUAGUAGAAUACAUGAUAAACCUUACAUGUGCAAUCUGUGUGGUAAGAGUUUUGCUGAAUCUAGUAAAUUGAGGGUACAUAGUAGAAUACAUACUAGUAAUAAACCUUACCCAUGCAAUGUAUGUGAUAAGAGUUUCAUUGAAUCUAGUUCUUUGAAGAGACAUAGUAGGAUACAUACCGGUGAUAAACCAUAUACAUGCAAUGUGUGUGGUAAGAGUUUCAUUGAAUCUAGUAAUCUGAAGAGACAUAGUAGAAUACAUACCGGUGAUAAACCAUAUACAUGCAAUGUGUGUGGUAAAAGUUUCAUUGAAUCUAGUACUUUGAUGAGACAUAGUAAAGUACGUCAUACCGGUGAUAAACCAUAUAAAUGUAAUGUAUGUGGUAAGAGUUUCAAUGUGUUUAACACUUUGAAGAAACAUAGUAAAAUACAUACCGGUGAUAAACCUUACCCGUGUAACGUCUGUGGUAAGAGUUUCAAUCAGUUUAGUACUUUGAACACACAUAAUAGAAUACAUACCGGUGAUAAACCUUAUACAUGCGACAUUUGUGCGCAGAAAUUUAAUCAAAAACAAUAUCUUAUUAAACAUUUACAGAAACAUAUGUUAUAAUAAUAACUUCUAUAUUUCUCUUGUGUUUAUAAAAGCCUCCUAGUUAGUUUGUAAAUAUUGACCUGUUUCUAUGUAUGUCUCAACGAGUUUCGGAUUUGAAAACAUUAGAAAGAUCUUAUUAUUUUACAAACGUAAAAGGUUAGAUAUAAUUCGUUACAUUAUUUGAACUUUUUAAGGACAUUAAAAGUUUAUGAGACUUCACGAAGGAGAAAGUUUUUAAUAUUUCAAUACUACACUAAAACUCCCGUUUGUGUUUUCAGACGAUGUAUCAGAUUCUGGUAUAAUUUAUAAACUAGAUGAUAAUUUGUAUUAUGGAUAUAUAAGUAUGUAUUUCUAAGUCAAAAACAUAGGUUCCGGAUAAGUUAUCACCAACAUUAUAUCAUCUUAAUAUAUAUAUAAAUUAUGUGACACGUUAUUUGUCCGCGAUGGACUCCUAAACUUAUGAGCGGAUUUAAAUGGGGAUUACUUCAUGGAGUGCAGUUUAGUCCAACUUGGGAGAUAGGAUAGUUUUUAUUUCGAUUAUUGAUUAUAUGAUUUUCAAUAUUUGUUUUUUAUGGACAUAUUUUCUGUGAGAGAAUUUAUUAGAAACAAUUUCAUUAUAACAAUAAGGACCAUAUGUUACGAAAUAAUUCUCGAUGUUAUGAAAAAUUAUUGAGAAAUUCAUAAAAAAAAAACAGUAUUUUAUUUAUUAUGUACUGAACAACGUCUGUCGGGUCAGCUAGUAUACUAUAUAUUCUCCGAAACACUCUGCAUCUUAUGGUAGUUAAAUAGCUAACUUGUAGUUAGUUAGAAUCCUAAGUAUUUUUACUACCAAAUUCUUAAAUAAGGUGUUAAAUGCGUAAAAACAAACUCCAUUUGGAUUUAAGUAAGUAUGAUAUUAGUUAGGUUCUUACAUAUAAGGUACAUGUUAACUAAUUAAUCUUUUCUUUCUUUAUUGUUUUUGGCAAUUUCAAUGUCGCCCACUGAGGCCCACAUUUUUAUUUCCUUUUUUUAUUAUUUGUGUUAUUUUAAUGUACCAAGAAAAAGUGAUGUGCAAGAAAUGUAUUUAGUUUUCUGUCAUAGAUUUUUGUUAACAUUAAUUUAUUAAAAUAUACAAAAAGCUUAUA
Molecule: messenger RNA, 4261 nt
Organism: Leptidea sinapis
Lineage: Eukaryota; Metazoa; Arthropoda; Insecta; Lepidoptera; Pieridae
Product: zinc finger protein 271-like
Exons: 1
Coding region: 1065-3155 (696 amino acids)
Biological process (GO): regulation of transcription by RNA polymerase II
Molecular function (GO): DNA-binding transcription factor activity; RNA polymerase II cis-regulatory region sequence-specific DNA binding
Source: RefSeq, a predicted model, not a curated record